AUCGUCAAGGAAGAAAUAGAUGCGAUAUUACGAUAUAAAAAGACUCCAAAUCGAAAAGCGAUCAAAAAUAAAGAAAUGUUAGAGGAAGUUUCGAGAAAAGUUACAGUAUGGAUUGAUACGGUAUUGGAGGAAUCCGAGAGCAGAUUGUUAGAAGAAAAUCUUCUAGAACUAGAGGAAGAGGAAGGACCUGUUUUGGAUUUGAUUGACGACUUAGUAGAGAAUGUUCUGAUUAUAUGUGUACCGCCUAGUCUCGUUAAGUCCAGGGAAAAAUUAACCGAAGAUGAUGUGUUAUCUGAUUUAUCAAUCGAUAAAUGUAGCGAAGAACACAUCACUAAUAUUACAGAAAUAAAUAUAAAUGACUUAGUGAUAGAUCUCUACAAUAAUGCAUUAGAAUAUGCAGAACGGAAAAUUUUAGAAACGCAUGAAGAUUAUAUCUUACCUGUGGAAAUUUCAAAUGUUCAGCAAUCCGUAGAUCUUCUUAGUAUAGGCAGUGAAAGCGAUUAUGUUUUAGAGGACAUUAGAGGAGAAUUAAAUAAGCUAGUAGAUCAAAUAUUAGAUAAUUUAAUUACUGUUGAUAGUCAGUUUCAAGAUGAAAUAGUUAUCGGAGAUGACGCGAUCGAAACGAGUUCCGAACUUGGAGAAAAUACUAACAAUUUACUUCAAGCUUCUCAAGAUUUAGUAUUACAAGAACACAAUGUCAGUAUAAAUGAAGAUCUAAAUAUAACUGAACAGUCAGAAACAUUCAAUGUAGAUUUGGAACAUAAAGGAGACGAUAUAAUAGUUAAUGACUUAACGAAUAAAACAAUUGAAAAUAAUAAAAUAGUUAAAGAAAUAAUUGAUGAUUUACUAAAAACUGGUGUUUCGAGUUCGGACCCAAAUGUAUUAGAUGAUAAUUACACGAAACCAAAUAAUACAGAAAUUGUAAAACAAGAAUCUUUAGAAAUUGAAACUCAAUUGGAUAAUGAACAAGAGUACUUACAAAAUGAAGCAGUAGUAAAAGAUAACGAAAGUCAAUUGGAAGGGCAAGACUUUACCCAAAUUAAGGCCGAAGAAGGACAAGACUUAACCCAAAUAAAGGACGAACUUUUAUCCGCUAAAAUCAGUGAAAGAACGCAAAUAGUUCAAGAUCUGUUGAUAACAAUUUUUGAAAAUCUUUCCCCAGACUCUGCGUUUGAGGGAAAAGAAACAAACGAAGACAACAAAAAAGUAAAAUUUUCAGCUAUUGAUAUGGGUAUUGAAGUGAACAAAAAAUUAUUAACAAAAUUAAGUAGCCAGCAGUUGAUAUUACAAAAACCGUCUAGUGAUUAUUUAAAUUUUAACAUCGAUUUCGCUCCACCUAAUGAAAAUUUACUAUCUGAUGUCGAUGAAUCAUGGCCACAAAACAUUGCUCUACCUAUAAUUAAGGUAACUGAAAGUGUAAAUAAAUCAGUAACAUCACUAGGUAAAAUUUUUGAAAGAGAUGAAAACCGGAUAUCGUCUGAAAGUAGUUAUGUUUCCACACAAAAUUCUGAAAUGCUAAUAGAUGUUCAACUUACUUCGAUGUCAAUGGAUAACAGCAAAAUGAACGAUAUGUUACUUGAACAAUUUCAGAAUGAAAAUGAGAUAGGCACAGAAGCUAAAAAAAAAAAAGGAAAUGAUAAACCACAACGUAAAGAAAUCGAUAAGAAAAAACAAGUUAAAAACAAGAUAAUUAAAAACGAAACGAAACAUGAUCUGAAACCCCGAGGCAUUGAUAAAAAUAAAUUAAAAGAUACAAACGGAAAAAUCCGUAAUAAAUCUGUAGAGGUUCAUCAAAAACCUGAAAAGAAAUAUAUCAAGACAAACAAAGACAAAGAAAUACCAAGAAAAGAUAAAAGAUUGCCGACUAAAGAUAAAAUACCUAAUAAAACGGAUAGAAUUAAAGUUUCCGAUAACAAAAGAGAUAUUGCAAAGAUCAAAAUUAAUGAAAAUAAAACUGGAAUUAAACAAAAGAAACAAUUGCAACCUGUAGUUAGUGUUAAGGAAGAGGAAUUAAUUACAGAACCUAUUGACGUAAUUUCAAAGGAAGACAGAGGUGAUGGACUUAAAAACGAACAAAAACAAGCGUACUCAUGUGAGAAAUUCUUGUCGUCGGAACAAAAAACGAAUUCAAAGGAGAAUGGUAUGAUGCAUUUUAAAAAUACUUCGACUUAUUUCAAUGUACCUCCUCGUCGAGGGCUUGAACGGUCGGCGACGUGAAAGAAACCAAUGGGUCAUGUAUGUUUUAGACAAUUUAUUAUUAAGUCAUCAUUUUUAUUAAUUGUUAUAUCAAUGUGAUUCAUAGGUAUAAUAAACAUUAAUCCAUACGAUAUUUUGAAAUGGUGUAAAGGCUUAGAAAAUGUUAUCGACAAUUUAGAAACUUGGAACUCUUGGAUGAAUUCUACUUGCAAAUGUAUUACUUAUCUCAAGCAAAAAGGAAAUUGCAAUAGUUUAAAGUCAAUCGAAAAAACUAGAAGUAAAUGGAAAAUAUUGCACAAAAAUAUCAAACAAGAUACAAUUUUAUGGGGGAAUAUGAAACAGCGUAAUGGGGAUGGCUUAAAAAGCUAUAAAAAGUAUUAUAACGAAAUUAAGGUAAAUAUUGUUUAAUCU
Molecule: messenger RNA, 2607 nt
Organism: Papilio machaon (common yellow swallowtail)
Lineage: Eukaryota; Metazoa; Arthropoda; Insecta; Lepidoptera; Papilionidae
Product: GRIP and coiled-coil domain-containing protein 2-like
Exons: 9
Coding region: 76-2217 (713 amino acids)
Source: RefSeq, a predicted model, not a curated record